Heterostelium album PN500 is the source of this 732-nucleotide messenger RNA. It is a transcript of the gene atg10, whose product is annotated as ATG3/ATG10 family protein. The coding region runs from base 1 to 732 and encodes 243 amino acids. The record is from RefSeq and is a predicted model, not a curated record. Gene Ontology annotation, cellular component: intracellular anatomical structure. Gene Ontology annotation, molecular function: Atg12 transferase activity. NCBI's taxonomy places the organism in Eukaryota, Evosea, Eumycetozoa, Acytosteliales, Acytosteliaceae. The transcript has 2 exons. Gene Ontology annotation, biological process: protein modification by small protein conjugation; protein lipidation; macroautophagy.
AUGCAAACACAUUUAACCUGGCAACAGUUUAAAUUACAAUGUGAGAGACUCAUUGAGUUGGUAAAUCAAUAUAGAGGUAGUGGUAUUCAACAAAAUGAAAAUCAAGAUAGUUUUAAUUGGUAUUGGUUAGAAACUGAUGAUCGUGGAACUGGUUGUUUGGUUUUAAAGUCUAUAAAGACAAUCAACACCGAACUACCACAACAAAUCAAUGUUUCUAAUAAUAAAGAUAUUGAUAUUGAAAGUGAACUGGAAGAAAAUGAUAUUCAAACUAUUAAUAGUUCGAACGAAAGAGACAUAACAACAAGUAAAUUAAAUCAAAAGUUCGUUCAUUAUGAAUAUCAUAUUUCAUUUAGUGUAUCAUAUCAAGUACCUGUAUUAUAUUUAAAUGUAUACAAUAGCGAUUCUUCAUUCAUUAAAUGGGAUGAUAUCUGGAAUCUAUUACCACUUUCAAGCUACGAUAAAUCUAACCUUUCAUCAAUACCUUGGAUAUCACAAGUAGAUCACCCAUUAUUAGGUAUACCAUUUUAUCAAUUACAUCCGUGUGAGACAGCAAAUCUUAUGAAUCAAGUAUUAGCUAAUAAUAAUAUAGUUGAUGAUGAUAAAUGUUCGACAACAAUAACAACACAAAAUCAUGAAAAUGACUAUCUUUUAAGUUGGUUAUCAAUAGUUGGUCCAUUAGUUGGUAUUAGAUUACCAAAAGAGAUAUUAAUAUUAAAUAAAAAUCUAAAAUAA